Thermothelomyces thermophilus ATCC 42464 is the source of this 1136-nucleotide messenger RNA. RefSeq lists its product as uncharacterized. Gene Ontology annotation, molecular function: NADH dehydrogenase (ubiquinone) activity. The record is from RefSeq and is a predicted model, not a curated record. Lineage: Eukaryota; Fungi; Ascomycota; Sordariomycetes; Sordariales; Chaetomiaceae. Bases 75 to 950 code for a protein of 291 amino acids. The transcript has 2 exons.
UCGUAAAGCACACCUCCGAUCGAGGCACAACGGCUGAUUACUCGAUCAAUUGGCGCCGCCUCCCGACCCUGACCAUGGCCAGCAAGCUCUGCAGAAAUAGGGCCCUGGCCUCAGCCCUGCGGCCGGCGAACCCGUCGGUCGCAGCCCGCAAUGACGCCGUCGCCGUCGUGAGGUGUUUCGCGACAACCGCCCGCGCAAACGUUGCCGUCCCCAAGGAUGCCCAGAACCCGCGCACCGCGCCCCGCAAUCAGGUCGGCGCCCUCAAGGUGCCCAUCGUCAACCCGGCCGACAAGUACCAGUCCAAGGCCGACGACCUGCACAAGUAUGGCUCGUGGCUCAUGGGCUGUCUCCCCAAGUACAUCCAGCAGUUCUCGGUCUGGAAGGACGAAUUGACCAUCUACAUCUGCCCCUCCGGCGUCAUCCCCGUCUUCUCCUUCCUCAAAUACAACACUGCCGCCGAGUUCACCCAGCUCAGCACCAUCACUGCCGUCGACUUCCCCACCCGCGACCAGCGGUUCGAGAUCGUCUACAACCUCCUCAGCACCCGACACAACUCCCGAAUCCGCGUCAAGACCUAUGCCGACGAGACUACGCCGGUGCCCAGCCUCACCCCCAUCUACGAUGGCGCCAAUUGGUACGAGCGGGAGACGUACGACAUGUUUGGCGUCUUCUUCGUCGGCCAUCCCGACCUGCGCCGCAUCAUGACCGACUACGGUUUCGAAGGCCACCCGCUGCGAAAGGACUUCCCCCUUACCGGCUACACCGAGAUCCGGUACGACGAGGAGAAGAAGCGGAUUGUCACGGAACCGCUCGAGCUCACCCAGGCGUUCCGCAACUUUGAGGGAGGGUCCAGCGCCUGGGAGCAGGUCGGCGCUGGUGUCGAUCGGACACCCGAGACCUUCAAGCUGCCUACGCCGAAACCGGAGGAGAAGACGGAAGAGAAGAAAUAAACCCGUUUGUGGUGCUGUACAUAUCCUGUCAAAGAAGAAUUGUUCAAAAUCGACGGUGCCGGAAAGUGAGAAGUGUGUGGCCUUUUUAUGUCGUCCGAUAGGUGAUGCUGGGCCGUGCAGCCCAGAAGAAUCCGAAUCUGAAUACUUCCUGGUCAUCAUCCUUCAAAAAGAGCUCUAAGAUCUGAG